Molecule: messenger RNA, 2653 nt
Organism: Dendronephthya gigantea
Lineage: Eukaryota; Metazoa; Cnidaria; Anthozoa; Malacalcyonacea; Nephtheidae
Exons: 4
Coding region: 224-1957 (577 amino acids)
Source: RefSeq, a predicted model, not a curated record
AAUCGCUAUGCUUUCAUUGGCGCGCCGGAUCUUCAACCCGUCAAAACGAAAACACAGACACGAGGCCCACAACAAUGAGGUAAUCGGUCAUAGAUUUGCCAUGAUCUUUGCAAUACUUUGAAAGGAUUUUAUCGAGGACUUAUUUGUUAUAACUUCGAUCAUAAGUAACCACUAAAACUGAAUUCCUCUUCCUUUCUGGUCGGGGUGAAAAUCGUCAAAAACCAUGAGGCCAUUAUUGGCUGUUUCCCUUCUCAUCCUCGCCUGUCACAUCCAUCUCGGCGCAUCGUUCAGCGAUAAAGCGGCUCUGGGAGCUCGUCUUAUGCGGAGUAUCGAAGCUAAGUCCAAAGCUAAACAGGCAGGAGUAAACGAGGCAGACACGUUAUCCGCGGAAAUGAAGAAGCAGAUGAAACGAAUCGAUGCUCUUGAAGACAUUUUUGUCGGUUCCUCCGGCUCAGCCAAGGCGAAAAAAAGCUCGAAGGUCGAAACUUCCGUACGCUCUUGGGUGGACGACGAUACUCAGAAAUUGGACAACGAUUUGAUGAAAAACGAUGAUUCCUACGCUAAAAUUGUGAAACGAAGUGCAGAUAAGAAUAAAGCCUCACAAGAUCAAGACGGAUUAAAUUCAAAAGAAAAGGCAAAAACUCUACGAAGCUCGGACGAGGAGUCGAAGAAAGCUUCGGACGAGGACGAGGACUCAUCGCUUGAAGAGGAAUUGGAGAAUGACAAGGGUAGCACUGGUUUCAGCGAUAAUACUGAUCUCGUGAGUCCAAAUUCGAAGAAAUCGGAAAUUCCGGUAAAGCCGAAAGAUACCGAGAACAGUCCUCUUGAUGGAGAUUUGAUGGGCGGAACAGGCGCGAUCGAAGGGGAUCUUGAAUCCGAUAAGAAUGAAGUGAAAAGCAAAGACGAUGAGAAAUCUGAGGCGAAAAAAGACGACGAGAGUUCUGCUGGAAGUGAUGAAAAGGACUCCGGAAACGCGAAUACAAAUUCCGGGGAUGACGAGGAACAUACCAAAGACGACGACAAGAGUUCCGAGAAUGAUAGCAAGAGUUCUGAGAACGAUAAAGGGAGUUCUGAUAGCAAAGAAGAUAGUUCUAAGGAAGAAAGCGAGGAUUCUAAGGAUGCAGAAAAAGAUUCUAAGAACGAAGAUGAGGAUGGCAAUGAAGACGAAAAGAGUUCCAAUAAGGAUGAAGAAACGUCUGAGAAAGACGAGAAAGCUUCUGAGAACGAUGAAAAUAGUUCCGAGAAAGACGUCGACGAGAAAACGUCGAAGAGCGAUGAAAAUAGUUCUGAGAAAGAUGAUAAAACUUCUGAGGACGACGAGAAAGCUUCGAAGAACGAUAAAAAUAGUUCCGAGAAAGAGGAGAAAGCCUCUGAAGAUGACGAGAAAACUUCGAAGAACGAUGAAACCAGUUCUGAGAAAGAUGACAAAAGUUCUGAGGACGACGAGAAAGUUGCUAAGGACGAUACCAAAACAGCCGACAAAAAUGAAGAUAAAAAUCCUAUCGGAGUCAAGAAGUCCGAGAGUAAUGUCAAAAACCAAGAUCCCCAUGACUGGGACAAGAAAUCCAAGAUUCCUGUUCAUAUAGAUGAUUCAGAUUUUGAAGACACUGAUGGAAAGAAAAUUGCCGAAAAUUUCGAACUCGGCGACCGUGAUUCCGAGAAAGAUUUCCGGAAACCUGAGGAAGGCUCGAGUUACGAGAAAUACGAAAACCCAUCUGGGGACGAUUUCUACUUCUCGAAUGACGAAGCUAGCGGAAAGAAAGAGGACGACGAGCGCAAAGAAAAGAAUGAAGCUUCCGCUGACAAGAAGGUCGGCUGCCGCACUGUGUGUUCACCACUCAUGGACUACGAGACAUGCGCAGUGCCAAGAUGCGACUACAAAAUAGGGACGAUCAAAGAUCUAUGUCAGUAUUUAUGUCACCAUCAGAAAGAGCGUUGCGAAGAGGUUUGCUAUUAAUGCACAACUCUGAGCGCGUUGUAUAAACAUCGGUCCGUUUAAGCCAAACGGUCAGUGAUAGAUAACUAAUUGUUUUCACUAGUAACAAGCACAAACACUUGUAUAAAUUGUGCCGCCAGAAUUUUGUAAUACGACAUCAUAUACUACAUGGUUACAACCAUGUAUGUUCAAAUUCCUAAAGCUUACGUGUCUUUGAUGUUUGUAUUUCUAGGGUUUAAAGAGCUGGGGCCGGUUGUAUAAAACUCUUAUAACUACCUUUUAAGCAGUUAAAUCGUGGUUAACUAGAAAAUACAUUAUUCUGAUUGGCCAAUUCUGCCAGUAACUAUAGUUAAAAGUAAACUACCUUUUUAUACAACCGGCUCAGUCCUAAUUUUGAAAAUAGGUCGCUAUGAGUUUGCCAAAUUUCACUAAUUAGCAAAAUUUCUCUAUAUCUGCUUCGAUCUGCUUAGUAUGGUAAUUCCACAUUGGAGAGAAUUUUUGCAAGUGGGCGAUAUUUGUCAUCUGACAUGACAUAUCGAUUGGUCGGCAUAGGUCUGUAAUCAAUCAAAGGUCUGUAAUCCGCGCAGGCAGAUUCUGGUAAAAAUAAAGCGAUUUUUUAAUUACUUCAAUUACAGUUUAUACAGAUAUUCCACCAUCAAAAAUAUACAAGACGUCGUUGCGUUAAUCCUACGAGUAUUUUACAUUAUCAAGAAGAGA